Messenger RNA from Tauraco erythrolophus (red-crested turaco), 432 nucleotides. NCBI's taxonomy places the organism in Eukaryota, Metazoa, Chordata, Aves, Musophagiformes, Musophagidae. The record is from RefSeq and is a predicted model, not a curated record.
AUGAUGGCCUUUGGAAAGGGAGCGAUGGCGGCCAUCAGGAAGAAGCUGGUGAUCGUGGGAGACGGUGCCUGCGGGAAGACGUGUCUGCUGAUCGUGUUCAGCAAGGACCAGUUCCCCGAGGUCUACGUACCGACCGUGUUCGAGAACUACAUUGCUGACAUAGAGGUAGAUGGGAAGCAGGUGGAGCUGGCCCUGUGGGACACGGCGGGACAGGAGGACUACGACAGGCUGCGGCCCCUCUCGUACCCGGACACAGACGUUAUCCUCAUGUGCUUCUCUAUCGACAGCCCGGACAGCCUCGAGAACAUCCCCGAGAAGUGGACCCCGGAGGUGAAGCACUUCUGCCCCAACGUGCCCAUCAUCCUGGUGGGGAACAAGAAGGACCUGCGGAACGAUGAGCACACGCGGCGCGAGCUGGCGAAGAUGAAGCAG